CGCUGGCAGAAUACUCGCGGUUGGAUCUUUGGCGUAAUUAGGCACGAGUGUGAGUCCGUACCGUUUUGUGUAUUCUCCAAAUUCAAUUUUCCAUCCGGCGACAGACCUCGUUCAUAGCUUGAGCAGCACUUCAGGCAGGUGCAGCGUUCAGUUUAAGAGGCCGGGGCCAGUUCAGUUUCAGUCACAAUUUUGUGUUCGAGGACUUUCUCGCCGAAGAGACUGAAUUGUCUUUGCUUGGACUAAAUUGCAUUACGAAAUCCUUCUUGCGGGUGUGAAGCAAUUCGACACAGAAUAUUGUGCUAGUGGGCUCCGUUUCAGUUCUAGUGUGAGAUAUCGAGCCUUCGCCAAGUGUUCUAAAUUAAGACAUAACUGAGUGCGUUUCGAGGUGUCAUAGUGCGUGUGGAUUUGAUUUUGGGGAAAAGUUAGAGUAGCGCCAGCAGGAGCCAUGUCGAAGCCGCAGUCUGAUAUCGACAAGAGGAAGCAGAUUAGUGUCCGCGGGAUCGCCCAAGUGGAGGAUGUGACUGAGGUGAAGAAGACCUUCAACCGACACUUGCAUUACACCCUCGUCAAGGAUCGUAAUGUGGCCACCCCGCGGGACUACUACUUCGCUUUGGCGCACACUGUCAAGGACCACUUGGUCGGGCGUUGGAUCCGCACCCAACAACAUUACUAUGAGAAGGACCCUAAGCGAGUUUAUUACCUGUCCUUGGAAUAUUACAUGGGCCGUUCACUGCAGAACACCAUGAUUAACUUGGGGAUCCAAGGUGCUUGCGACGAAGCUAUGUACCAGGUUGGACUCGACAUUGAGGAGCUGGAAGAACUGGAAGAGGAUGCUGGAUUGGGUAAUGGUGGCUUGGGACGUUUAGCUGCUUGCUUCUUGGAUUCGAUGGCAACCCUUGGAUUGGCUGCUUAUGGUUAUGGCAUUCGUUACGAAUACGGUAUUUUCGCACAGAAAAUUAAGAAUGGCGAACAAGUUGAAGAGCCAGAUGAUUGGUUGCGUUUUGGCAACCCUUGGGAGAAAGCACGUCCUGAAUUUAUGUUGCCGAUCAACUUUUAUGGACGUGUAAUGGAUACACCUGAAGGAAAGAAAUGGGUUGAUACACAAAUUGUUUAUGCCAUGCCAUACGACAACCCAAUUCCAGGAUAUGGAAACAAUCAUGUCAAUACUCUUAGGUUAUGGUCAGCAAAGAGUCCUAUUGAUUUCAAUUUGAAGUUCUUCAACGAUGGUGACUACAUUCAAGCCGUCCUUGAUCGUAAUUUGGCUGAGAAUAUCUCCCGUGUCCUCUAUCCCAACGACAACUUCUUCGAGGGCAAAGAAUUGCGAUUGAAACAAGAAUACUUUAUGUGUGCCGCUACUUUGCAGGAUAUUAUUCGUCGUUACAAAUCAUCGAAAUUCGGCACUCGCGAAGCCGUCCGUCAAGACUUCAAGCACUUCCCCGACAAGGUUGCUAUCCAAUUGAACGAUACUCAUCCAUCCCUAGCCAUUCCGGAAUUAAUGAGAAUCUUGGUCGAUGUUGAGAAACUUCCAUGGGACGAGGCUUGGGAUGUGACCGUACGAACUUGUGCCUACACAAAUCACACUGUUUUGCCUGAAGCUUUAGAACGCUGGCCUGUAUCUAUGUUGGAAUCUAUUUUGCCAAGACAUUUACAAAUUAUUUAUCAUAUUAAUUUCUUGCACAUGGAAAAUGUCAAGAAAAAGUUCCCAGGCGAUUUGGACCGUAUGCGUCGUAUGUCUUUAGUUGAAGAGGACGGUGAGAAGCGCAUCAACAUGGCUCACUUGUCUAUUGUUGGGUCUCAUGCUGUUAAUGGUGUAGCGGCUAUUCACUCUGAAAUUAUUAAACAGGAAAUCUUCAAGGACUUCUAUGAAAUGGAACCCCAGAAAUUCCAAAAUAAAACAAACGGUAUCACUCCACGUCGCUGGCUGUUACUUUGCAAUCCUGGCUUGGCUGAUAUUAUCUGUGAGAAAAUUGGUGAAGAAUGGCCUGUGCAUCUUGAUCAAUUAGUUGCUUUGAAGAAGUGGGCCAAGGAUCCACAAUUCCAACGCGCUGUAGCUAAGGUUAAGCAAGAAAACAAAUUGAAACUCGCACAAAUUCUUGAAAAGGAUUACGGAGUUAAAGUGAACCCUGCCUCGAUGUUCGAUAUCCAAGUGAAACGUAUCCACGAAUACAAGCGUCAACUCCUGAACUGCCUCCACAUCAUCACUCUCUACAAUAGAAUUAAGAAAGAUCCCACCGCUAACUUUACUCCUCGCACAAUUAUGAUUGGUGGCAAGGCUGCGCCAGGUUACUACAUGGCUAAGCAAAUCAUUAAACUCAUUUGCGCUGUCGGCAAUGUUGUCAAUAAUGAUCCUAUUGUUGGCGAAAAAUUGAAAGUAAUCUUCUUAGAGAACUACCGCGUUACUUUGGCUGAAAAAAUCAUGCCAGCCGCUGAUUUGUCUGAACAAAUCUCCACUGCGGGUACAGAAGCGUCUGGUACUGGUAACAUGAAGUUCAUGUUGAACGGUGCAUUGACAAUCGGUACUUUGGAUGGUGCCAACGUAGAAAUGGCUGAAGAAAUGGGCAGAGACAAUAUCUUCAUUUUCGGUAUGACUGUGGAGGAAGUCGAGGCCUUGAAGCAGAAGGGCUACAAUGCCUAUGAUUAUUAUAACAGCAACCCAGACAUCAGGCAAUGCAUCGAUCAAAUCCAAGGUGGAUUCUUCAGCCCCGGUAAUCCUAACGAAUUUAAGAAUAUCGCUGAUGUAUUAUUGAAGUAUGAUCGCUUCUUCUUGCUGGCCGAUUAUGAGGCGUAUAUUAAAGCACAAGAUCUCGUUUCAAAAACUUACCAGAAUCAAUCGAAAUGGCUUGAAAUGGCAAUCCAUAACAUCGCAUCAAGUGGCAAAUUCUCCAGCGAUCGUACUAUUGCUGAAUACGCCCGCGAGAUCUGGGGAGUUGAACCCACUUGGGAAAAACUCGCGGCCCCGCAUGAAAUUAGCAACUAGAUGUUUACUCUAUUUUGAUAUCUUAUUCUACGUUUUUUGUAAAGUUUUUGUUUUCUAUUGUUGUCGAAACCAAAGAAAUUGGAUAUUGAGAAAAACACAAAUAACUAAACUUUAAAAUUGAAUGACAAAUUUAGAAAAAAAAAUUUAAAGUAUAAAUAAAGAUAGGUCAAAUUAAUUUAUAUGAAUUGAAAGUUUUAAAGUCAUCAACUACCUGAUAGCGCAGUAAAGAGAUCCGAAAGCUACAUGAAAGCAAAGUCCCACUGCCAAAAUUCGUCAUACGAAUUCAGGUAAGAUAUAUAAGAUAAACACAUGAAUCUUCUAAGCCUGGUCAUUAGAGCGAUGAUGCUAAGUACUUUGAAACACAAAGCCAAUGAAAUUAUUAUAAAUAUUCUAAAUGUAUCUACAAAUUUCACGCGAACAUUUUUUCGGCUUAAUUGCAAACACUUUCUGCUCUUUAGUUUUCUUUUCAGUGUUUUUAAAAGUCAAGGCAUAAGCUUCAAAUCAACUAUCGAGUUAAGUAAAAAAUGGUGAAUACUAAGAUACAAAUUCUGCAAAUGUAUGAUAAAUUGUCGACAAACGAAACGGGUAAAUAAUUCUUAUAAAGUAAUUAAUCCACAGACAGAAAAUCCCGCAAAACGUUGACCUUAUCGAAUCUGAAUAUUUUUACAAUGGAACGCGCUUUUAAUUUCCUAAUAAAAUACAAACGCAUAAACUCAAACAGAAGAAACAGAUCCUAUUACCAUUGUAACUAUCACUAAAAAAUAAAGAAGAGAUUAUAAAACUGUUAUUGUAUAUUCGAAUUUUAUUCAUUUGUUAUUAAAAUAAAUUAAAUGUGAAAAGAAAA
Molecule: messenger RNA, 3821 nt
Organism: Hermetia illucens (black soldier fly)
Lineage: Eukaryota; Metazoa; Arthropoda; Insecta; Diptera; Stratiomyidae
Product: glycogen phosphorylase
Exons: 4
Coding region: 446-2977 (843 amino acids)
Biological process (GO): glycogen catabolic process
Cellular component (GO): cytoplasm
Molecular function (GO): pyridoxal phosphate binding; glycogen phosphorylase activity
Source: RefSeq, a predicted model, not a curated record